Messenger RNA from Coregonus clupeaformis (lake whitefish), 1024 nucleotides. RefSeq names its product CD209 antigen-like. Lineage: Eukaryota; Metazoa; Chordata; Actinopteri; Salmoniformes; Salmonidae. The transcript has 7 exons. The record is from RefSeq and is a predicted model, not a curated record. The coding region runs from base 86 to 1024 and encodes 312 amino acids.
UGCAGGGAGAAGACACAGGUACAGACGUACAUUAGAGCUGAGGUUAGAAGUAGAAGUUACUGUAUUUGAGCACAAGGGUGUUAAGAUGUCAGAAGGAGUCUAUGAAAUCCCAGAUGGAUUUGAAGACGACGAGCCUGAUGCAAUGAAGAACACAGACAUUGAUGGCCAAUUAUAUGCCAACGUAAGAGCCUUCAAGCCCAGUCCAAGAGAUGGAGUUGUUGCUUCAGAGCCUGAUAGCUCAGGGAAGAGACCCUUCCUAGUUGCUGCAGUGUGUCUGGGGCUGCUGUGUGUUCUACUGGCUGGGAUCAUAGGCCUGUCUGUCCACUAUAACAGACUCAUCAAAGAUUCUGAGGAUAAAAGGAACAACUUGUUCCAGCGUUUUUCCCUUUACAAGAUCAACGCAACUGAAGAGAGAGACCAGCUACAGACCAGAUACAACAGCCUGACUGCUGAGAGAGACCAGUUACAGACCAGCUACAACAACCUGACUGAAGAGAGACACAGGCUACAGACCAGCUACAACAACCUGACUGAAGAGAAAGGCCAUAUUCAGGCAAAGCUUUUUGUGAUAGAGCAGUAUUGUCAGUGGGGAUGGAGAUACUUUGACUCCAGUUUGUACUUCCUCUCUACUGAGAAGAAAACCUGGGAGGAGAGCAGACAGGACUGUCUGGAAAGAGGAGCAGACCUGGUGAUCAUAAACAACAGAGAGGACCUGAGGAUUCAGGGAGAAGACUCUACAGGAUGGGUGCUUGUUGUGAUGUGUCAUCAAACAGAGAAACCCUGUUGUUUUGAUGGAUGGAGGAAGUUUGACUGCAGUUGUUACUUCCUCUCUACUGAGGAGAAAACCUGGGAGGAGAGUAGACAGUACUGUCUGAAGAGAGGAGCAGACCUGGUGAUAAUAAACAGCAGAGAGGAACAGGUGAGAGAGAGAGAGAGAGGGGGGGUAGUCUGGAUUGGUCUGACUGACAGACAGAGAGAGGGGACCUGGAAAUGGGUGGAUGGAACAACACUGACCACAGAGUAA